AUGCCUGAUAAGGACCUAACCAAACGAUCAUUAAAGACAAUGCCUGAUAAAGACCUAACCAAACGAUCAUUAAAGACAAUGCCUGAUAAAGACCUAACCAAACGAUUAUUAAAGACAAUGCCUGAUAAAGACCUAACCAAACGAUCAUUAAAGACAAUGCGUGAUAAGGACCUAACCAAACGAUCAUUAAAAACAAUGCCUGAUAAAUACCUAACCAAACGAUCAUUAAAGAAAAUGCCUGAUAAAGACCUAACCAAACGAUCAUUAAAGACAAUGCCUGAUAAAGACCUAACCAAACGAUCAUUAAAGACAAUGCAUGAUAAAGACCUAACCAAACGAUCAUUAAAGACAAUGCCUGAUAAAGACCUAACCAAACGAUCAUUAAAGACAAUGCCUGAUAAAGACCUAACCAAACGAUCAUUAAAGACAAUGCCUGAUAAGGACCUAACCAAACGAUCAUUAAAGACAAUGCCUGAUAAAGACCUAACCAAACGAUCAUUAAAGACAAUGCCUGAUAAGGACCUAACCAAACGAUCAUUUAAGACAAUGCAUGAUAAGGACCUAACCAAACGAUCAUUUAAGACAAUGCCUGAUAAAGACCUAACCAAACGAUCAUUAAAGACAAUGCAUGAUAAGGACCUAACCAAACGAUCAUUAAAGACAAUGCCUGAUAAAGACCUAACCAAACGAUCAUUAAAGACAAUGCAUGAUAAAGACCUAACCAAACGAUCAUUAAAGACAAUGUCUGAUAAAGUCCUAACCAAACGAUCAUUAAAGACAAUGCCUGAUAAGGACCUAACCAAACGAUCAUUAAAGACAAUGCCUGAUAAGGACCUAACCAAACGAUCAUUAAAGACAAUGCCUGAUAAAGACCUAACCAAACGAUCAUUAAAGACAAUGCAUGAUAAAGACCUAACCAAACGAUCAUUAAAGACAAUGCCUGAUAAAGACCUAACCAAACGAUCAUUAAAGACAAUGCAUGAUAAGGACCUAACCAAACGAUCAUUAAAGACAAUGCCUGAUAAAUACCUAACCAAACGAUCAUAA
This is a messenger RNA of Mya arenaria, 1047 nucleotides long. RefSeq lists its product as uncharacterized. Bases 1 to 1047 code for a protein of 348 amino acids. NCBI's taxonomy places the organism in Eukaryota, Metazoa, Mollusca, Bivalvia, Myida, Myidae. The transcript has a single exon. The record is from RefSeq and is a predicted model, not a curated record.